GCCAGCGUGAGGGAGCGCGCCCCCGAGGCCAACUUCCAACAACUGUGCGCGUCCCCGAGCGGCUGCUACUUAGCGCCUGGCGUCUCGCCUCUGCUCGAUGAGCCUCGCGAAUGUGUGUCUGUCAAGCUAACCAACGAAAGACGGACUACAGUCAGCCGCUGUCGAUCCCCUCGCCGUGGACUCGCCCCUGCGUUCGCUACGGAAUAAAGGAUAUUUCGUCCGAGAGGUCCUCACGUUUCAAGAGAAGACGAAAGCCUUAUUUGGAAAUCUUAUGGACGAAGAAAUGAGUCGCCAGACUGCCACCGCGCUGCCCACAGGAACCUCCAAGUGCCCCGCCUCGCAGCGUGUGCCCACCCUGUCGGGGACAACUGCCUCAAACAGUGACCUGGCCAGUCUGUUUGAGUGCCCGGUGUGCUUCGACUAUGUCCUACCCCCUAUCCUGCAGUGCCAGUCGGGGCACCUGGUAUGCUCCAACUGUCGGCCCAAGCUCACCUGCUGCCCCACGUGCCGAGGGCCGCUGGGCUCCAUCAGAAAUCUGGCCAUGGAGAAGGUGGCAAACUCUGUCCUCUUCCCCUGCAAAUAUGCUUCAUCGGGCUGCGAAGUCACGUUGCCGCACACGGACAAGACCGAGCACGAGGAGCUGUGCGAGUUCCGACCGUACUCGUGUCCGUGCCCUGGCGCGUCCUGCAAGUGGCAGGGCUCUCUGGACGCCGUCAUGCCUCACUUGAUGCAUCAGCACAAGUCCAUCACCACAUUGCAGGGGGAGGACAUCGUAUUUUUGGCCACAGACAUAAACCUGCCUGGCGCAGUGGACUGGGUAAUGAUGCAGUCUUGCUUCGGCUUCCACUUCAUGCUGGUGCUGGAGAAGCAGGAGAAGUACGACGGCCACCAACAGUUCUUUGCCAUCGUGCAGCUCAUUGGGACUCGCAAGCAGGCGGAAAACUUUGCUUACCGGCUGGAGCUGAACGGCCACCGGCGUCGCCUGACCUGGGAGGCCACGCCGCGCUCCAUCCACGAGGGCAUCGCCACCGCCAUCAUGAACAGCGACUGUCUGGUGUUCGACACGUCCAUCGCACAGCUCUUUGCGGAGAACGGCAACCUGGGCAUCAACGUGACCAUCUCCAUGUGCUAAGAACUCGCUAGAAAAAGGGGGUCAUGAAGUUCUAGAUAGUUGGGGGAGGGGCAUUUUGAGGGGGUCACUUGUGACCUCACUUCGCUCUCUCACUCUCUGCCGCACCCCUUGAAGACACUAUCGAAUUGGACUGUCUUAUCAGGCAGCCACGGAGACCCAGGGGGUGGCUGGAACGGAUGAAUGGACGGAUGGAUGGACAUGAGGACAUAUAACUGUGUAGAGAUGGCCAUAGCCUUAUAAACACAACACAAAUUAGUUUAUGAGAGAUGCGCGGUCUCUAUUAAUUGUAAAGAUGGACGUCCAAAAAGCUAUCAGUGUCUUCUCCUUCCCGUUAUUUAGUGUCUCCCCACCGUCAUCUUCACACACUACACAAUUCAACAUGGACUCCCGGUCUCUGCUCAGCAGUUAGCUAGCUAGCUAUCUCGUCGCAUCGCAACGGACCUUCUGGAUCACAUCUCGCAACACUUGUGGUUCUGCAGCUGGCGGAUGUGAUAACCGGACCUGCUCGAGUCUAAAUUCUGUCCUGUUAGGCGGAAGUUACGUGGCGAGCUGGACUCUUGUUUAGAUGAGUUGAUUGUUGGUCAUCGCUGUUACACCCCUUCCCUUCCCUUCCCCUCCACGUGAUGACUCUUGGAUUGCCCUCGUCGUACAUUCGCCAAUGCAAGUGAUCACAAUGGUUGAGUGCUCACAGAUACUUGCAAGUAUGUGUGCAUGUGUGUCUGGAAGUGUGUGCGCAACUACGAAACAGGUCUCAGUUGAGUCGAAGUCACAUUUCUUCAAGAUUUAUGAGGUUGUUGUUUUUUUCUAAGUGCGUGCACGUGCGUAUGAGCGAAAGAAAAGUAAACAAUCAGCCUGCUUACCUCCUCCAUGUCUCUAUCGCUCACCUCUGAGCAUCCACACAGGACAGUCACCCUGCCAAGGAUGCUACUGGUAUUAAAUGGUAAUCCUUAAUAUUAUUUUCCUUUUUUCCCAAAACAAAAAGGCAUUUGUAAAACUUGUGGCUAAACUUCUGUGUUUUGUAGUUAAAAUUGUUUUCUCCUCUCUCCAGUCCUCCGCCCAGUUGGAUUGUUCUUUUCUUUCCUCCCUUCCGUUUGUCUCUCUCUGUCCUCCUGUGGUAAGUCGUAUGUUUUUUUUAUUUUAUAAAUGUGUGAGCAGGGCGGGCGGCUCUCUCCUACUCUUCAUGUGGAGUCUCAGUAAUCUUGCUGCUCUCCCUCAACUUGACCCUCCCUUGACCUUUUGUUUUAACAUGUCAUUAAAUAAAUUUAUCUUUUUCAUA
Molecule: messenger RNA, 2408 nt
Organism: Nerophis lumbriciformis (worm pipefish)
Lineage: Eukaryota; Metazoa; Chordata; Actinopteri; Syngnathiformes; Syngnathidae
Gene: siah1
Product: siah E3 ubiquitin protein ligase 1
Biological process (GO): proteasome-mediated ubiquitin-dependent protein catabolic process; multicellular organism development
Cellular component (GO): cytoplasm
Molecular function (GO): ubiquitin conjugating enzyme binding; ubiquitin protein ligase activity; zinc ion binding
Source: RefSeq, a predicted model, not a curated record